Linum tenue is the source of this 1711-nucleotide messenger RNA. Lineage: Eukaryota; Viridiplantae; Streptophyta; Magnoliopsida; Malpighiales; Linaceae. The record is from the annotation of a GenBank genome assembly.
CACCAGUCAUCUCAUACUCGGAGAGAGAGAGAGAGAGAAGCAGCAGUGAACGGUAACAGCAUCAUCACCCACCCCACAACAAAUUUCCCUCUGCUUCAGAGCUUAUCUCCUUCAACCUUCACAAACAAACUGCACUCGCUUCUGAAUCUGAAAACCGAGCCAAAUGGGCGAGGUUCGACGCCUUUUUUUUUCCCCAUUCCUUCCUAAUAUUCCUAAGAUUCAAAUCAAUCAAUCAGUUCAGUUUUCCUCUGCGUUUUUAGCUCAGUGUUUCAUCUCUCUGUUUUCGAUUCAGGAGGAGAAGAAACCCGCGGCGGCGGUGGAAGGAGAGAAGAAAGCAGAGGAGAAAAAGGGCGAGGAAGAGAAGAAGAAGGAAGACAAACCGGCGGCUGCGGAGAAACCGGUUGGGGAUGAGAAGAAAGAAGGAGGAGAGGAACCCAAGGUGGAGGAGGCGGCGCCUCCUCCUCCUCCACCACAAGAGAUUGUCCUCAAGGUUUACAUGCAUUGUGAAGGUUGCGCCCGUAAGGUGCGCCGCUGCCUCAAAGGCUUCGACGGGGUUGAAGAUGUGAUGACGGAUUGCAAAACCAGCAAGGUUGUGGUGAAGGGAGAGAAAGCGGAUCCAUUGAAGGUGCUGGACAGGAUUCAGAGGAAGAGCCAUCGUCAAGUGGAGCUCAUCUCCCCAAUCCCAAAGCCCCCUUCUGAAGACGAUAAGAAGAAAGCCGAAGAUGAGAAACCCAAGCCGCCUCAAUUGGAGCUGCAGCCUCCACCAGUGAUCACCGUUGUGCUGCAGGUUUACAUGCAUUGCGAAGCUUGCGCCAUGGAGAUCAAGAAAAGGAUACUGAGAAUGAAAGGGGUGGAAUCGGCAGAAGCAGAUCUGAAGAGCUCUCAGGUGACGGUGAAGGGAGUGUUGGAGGCGGAGAAGCUGGUGGAGUACGUGCACAAAAGGACAGGGAAGCACGCUUUGAUCGUGAAGCAAGAGCCGGAAAAGAAGGAAGAAAGCAAAGGCGGGGACGAAGGCGGCAAAGAAUCCAAGGAAGAGAAGAAAGGCGACGACGCAGCUGCUGACGUCGGCGGCGAGGAAAAGGACAAGAAAGAAGGCAGCGGCGGUGGUGGAGAGGAUCCGAAGCCGGAGGAGAAGAAGGAAGGUGAGAGUGACGCCAAGGCGGCGGAAGCGCCAGCUGCUGGAGAAGAGACCAAAGUGGUUGAGGUGAAGAGGGAUGAGUAUAUUUACUACCCGCCCAGGUCCGCCAUGGAAUUGUACGCCUAUCCGCCGCAGAUCUUUAGCGACGAAAAUCCCAAUGCCUGUGCGGUGAUGUAACAAUAAAAGGUUGGGGAAAGAUAGACGGACAAAAAUUGCAAGUUUGAGGACUGGAAUGGGAAGAAGUUAAAAAUAUCCAGCCAGAACAGGAGGAUAAAUACAUUACAUUAAUGCUUUUGCCCAUUCCUUCUUCUCACUUCCCUUCCUCUUUUAGUUCCUUUCCUUACCUCUUUUUUUUUUUUUUGUUGCUUAAUUCGUUUUUUAGUCCCCUUUCUUUUGGGGGGGUUUAAGGGCAUAAUCCUACAGGUUUAGAAACUGUAGUCCAGUGAGCUUUGCACCCCUUUUUCUCAUUGAAUAAUAACUUGUUUGUUACAUAUAUCAAUACUAGUUAUUUAUUUAGCCCAGCGAGACCAUUAUUUGACAUUCGCUCUUUAGGAGGAUAAGCUAAGUCAACUU